[Torrubiella] hemipterigena is the source of this 987-nucleotide messenger RNA. The record is from the annotation of a GenBank genome assembly. NCBI's taxonomy places the organism in Eukaryota, Fungi, Ascomycota, Sordariomycetes, Hypocreales, Clavicipitaceae.
AUGGAUGAAAUCAAAGGCAUUGUCAACCAUCUGGGCACCGCCAUCCUCCCCUCCCUCCUCCCCAUCCAAGACCUUCUCGGCCCUCUCCUCAUCAAGAACAAGGACCAAAUCCUCUCCGUCCCCUCAACUUCACACAAAUACGGCCCUCACCCCCGUAACGAGCUAGACGUGUACACAUCCACAUCCCACGAACAGCCCAGCCCCAUCCUCAUCUGGCUCUACGGCGGCGGCCUCGUCGCCGGCGACAAGACCGACACCAGCUUCGCCGACGGCCUGACCUUCCACAACCUCGGCGCCUUCUUCGCCCAGCGCGGCUUCACCGUCGUCAUCCCCGACUACCGCCGCGUCGACUCAAUAGAUCCCGUUACCCACAAGCCCACCGGCGAGGGAGCUGUGUACCCGUCUGGCGGCGAGGACCUGUCACUCGCUCUCACAUGGGUAGAGCAUAACCUGUGCAAGGAUAAAUCCGUCGACGUCUUCAUCAUGGGCCACUCAGCUGGCGGCACGCAUCUUGCCACGUUCCUGCUCGACCCGGCGUUUGCGGCCCAGCGUAACCGUCUUGUCUCGGGUGCUUCGCCGCUUCGACUCCGUGGUGCGAUCCCCGCAAGCGCCCCGUUUACAUGGGACACUAUGAAUCUUGAGCGCACGCCGGUGAUUACGACUUACUUUGGAGAUAUGAGAGACAAGUUACGUGACCGUACGGCGCAGCACCAGCUUGAAGUGUUUGGCACCACGCGCGUGGCAAACCAGGAUGUCCAGCCCAAGUGGCUCAUUGUUGAGGCUGAGUGGGAUCCGCGCAACGAGGUGCUCGACUCGGGCGACAAGUUCUACGCGACGGCCAAGAAAGUCAUUCCGGAUCAGGUCGAGUAUCUUGAACUUAAGGGCCAUAACCAUCUGAGUUACCCGUGGAGUCUCAUGGUUGGCCAGGCCGAGGACCAGUGGGGAGUACAGAUUAUUGCGUGGAUGAGAAAGACACUGGGCCAAUAA